UCCACCGAGAGCGAAAGAGAGAGAGAGCUCAAAGAAGCGGAAGGGGAAUCGGGGGAUUAGGAAGCUCGAUUCCCCAAGGAAUUGCUCCCCCAAGAACAAUCUGAGCUCUUCGGCCCGCAAUCCUACGAUCGUACAAUCUGAGCGGUUCGGCCUGCAAGAUUUUGCCUCUCCUGACGAAUUUGAUCUCGCUUUGCUCAUUCGAUAGAACCCCCGCAUAUUCAAAGAAAUGGCUUCUGAUGGUGCUCCAAGGCACUUGUGCCAGUUCUGUGGCACCAACUUUAAAGACACAGAUCAUUUGGUAGAGCAUGAGCGGCAGUGCAAGCACAAUCCUUAUGUGCACGUUCGAAUAGAAUCAUUAGGCGAUGUGUUAUUAAGCCAGCAUGAGAAAUUAGUUGCAAGUGUUAUAGCGAGUUUGAGGACUCGGCCACGCCCUAGAAGAGCUACACUUUCUGAUGAUGAGCCAGGCACUAGUAAUCCAGAUCAGGUGCUGAUGACAUGCUCCGACAAGAGUUCAUCAUCUUCUGUGGAAUCCUAUGGAGGUGAUGAGAGGAGGAGGGUCGAUGCUCUGGCAAGUAUUGCUCAGAUGCAACAGCAAAACAUGAAAGCUGGUAUCAAUAUUGAUGACCAGGAACAUCCCUCUGUGAUGUUCAGAGGAAUGGCUUCUGAUGGUCCUCAAGAGAACAGUCGGUGCAGUUUUUGUGACAAGCACUUCAAGGGUAGACGUUCUUGUGCAGAGCAUGAGCUGCGGUGCAAGAACAAUCCAGAUGCGCAUUCGCAUACGCAAAUUCAAUCUUCAGGCAAUGCUCAGGGUGGCAUCGAUGUUUUGAAUUUCCAUGUGCCAAGGAAAAGGCGAACAGCCAGAAUCCCAGUGCUGCCAGAACAACCUGUGAAGAAACCAGCUUCUGAUUAUGCUCAGGGUGGCAUCAAUGACAAUGAUGCACCGAGGACUCCACCCAGGCCAACAACGAGUGAAGUAAAUGCGGAUCCUUCUGUGAUUCAGAGGCAAAACAAUGAUCUCAGUGCCAUUGAUACAAAUUCAGACAAGCAGAAAGAGACCAUCAGUGGUGGUGUUGACACCAAUAUUCCUGACCACAAAGAUCCUUCUGUGAUGCAGAUGCAAAGCAAUCUGCCGCCUCAUAACAACAGCUCAGAUCACAAGGCACCGACCUGCAGUUUCAGCUCUACGGAUGAUCUCAAUGCCCAGGUUCCCGUUGAUGCAAAUUCAGAUAUGGAGAAGAAGACACAUGCAAUUCAGAUAAGAAGACGGACACAUUGAUCUCAAUAUAAAUAUUCCUGACUGAAAGAUCCUUCUGUGACACAUGCAAAACAAACUCGAUCUCAAUCUGGCACCUCGCAAUGACAGUUCGGCUCUAUGGAUGAUCUCAAAGCUCAGGCUCCCAUUUGUACCAAUUCAGAUAAGAAGAUGGACACCGUCAAUGCUGUUGUUGAUAUCAAUAUUCCUGACCACAAGGACAGUUUAGAUUCUAUAGUCUGAAAUGAAAAACUCCGUUUUUGUCUACUGACUGGUGUAUAGUUACAGGCUAUACUACUCAUACUAUCUUUUUGUUUCAUAAGCAACAAAUGUACAUACCUGUUCAGAAUGGUGAAGUCCAUAGUUCUGUAUUCAUUGUGCGCUUGCUUCCAUCAUGAAAUGGAUGAACAUUUUACUUCUGAUAGUGUUGGAAUUCUGAUGCAUUUUACU
Molecule: messenger RNA, 1702 nt
Organism: Oryza brachyantha (malo sina)
Lineage: Eukaryota; Viridiplantae; Streptophyta; Magnoliopsida; Poales; Poaceae
Exons: 5
Coding region: 227-1276 (349 amino acids)
Source: RefSeq, a predicted model, not a curated record